AUGGAUCGGAUCCCUGCUUGUGACAUGGCGAUGACUCCCGUAGAUCUGGCCGCACUGGGGGACCUGGUCUCCACGUCCCCAAACGCCACCGCAGUGGGAACACCGGGCGUCUCGGUGGCCACCAGGACCUUGAUCCUGCUCGUGUGUGUGCUGCUGGUCGCCUGGAGCCACACAGACAGGAGAACCGUGCCAGGUCCACCUUUCUGUCUGGGUCUCGGGCCACUUCUCUCCUACGUGAGAUUCAUGUGGACGGGUAUAGGCACAGCCAGCAACUACUACAACAAGAAGUAUGGAGACAUUGUCAGAGUCUGGAUCGAUGGAGAGGAGACACUCAUCCUCAGCAGGGCAUCAGCCAUUUACCACGUGCUGAAGAAUGGACAUUACACGUCACGUUUUGAGAGCAAGCAGGGACUGAGUUGCAUUGGCAUGUACGAGAGAGGCAUCAUCUUCAACAACAACGUGUCCCUUUGGAAAAAGAUACGCAGCCAUUUCACCAGAGCUCUGACAGGUCCAGGUUUGCAGAAGACAGUGGAGGUCUGCGUCUCCUCCACACAGACUCACCUGGACGACCUGGACAGUUUGGCUCACAUCGACGUCCUCAGUUUGCUGCGCUGCACCGUGGUCGACAUCUCCGACAGACUCUUCCUGGACGUGCCCGUCAAUGAGAAAGAGCUGCUGGUGAAGAUUCUGAAGUAUUUUGACACGUGGCAAACUGUGUUAAUCAAACCAGACAUGUACUUCAGAUUGGACUGGAUCCACCAGAGGCACAAGGCGGCAGUCAAGGAGCUGCAUGAUGCCAUAGGGGACCUGGUGGAACAGAAGAGGAGAGAUGUGGAGCAGGCAGAUAAACUGGACAACAUCAACUUCACCACAGCCCUUCCACCCCUAUGUCUGUUCACUUCCACGUGUUCUCAGAACCACGGCGAGCUGUCUGCAGAGAACGUGGUGCAGUGCGUGCUGGAGAUGGUGAUUGCGGCGCCCGACACUCUGUCCGUCAGCCUCUUCUUCAUGCUGCUGCUGCUCAAGCAGAAUCCAGAUGUGAAGCUGCAGCUGCUGCGAGAGAUUGACACUGUAGUGGGUGAGAGGCAGCUGCAGAACGGCGACCUGCAGAGGCUGCAGGUGCUGGAGAGUUUCAUCAACGAGUGUCUGCGCUUCCACCCUGUGGUGGACUUCACCAUGCGUUGA
Messenger RNA from Hippoglossus stenolepis (Pacific halibut), 1185 nucleotides. Its product is annotated as aromatase-like. NCBI's taxonomy places the organism in Eukaryota, Metazoa, Chordata, Actinopteri, Pleuronectiformes, Pleuronectidae. The transcript is spliced from 8 exons. Gene Ontology annotation, molecular function: iron ion binding; oxidoreductase activity, acting on paired donors, with incorporation or reduction of molecular oxygen; monooxygenase activity. Bases 1 to 1185 code for a protein of 394 amino acids. The record is from RefSeq and is a predicted model, not a curated record.